AAGAGUACUGCGCGCGCCGCCGAGAUGGAACGUUGCUAGAGUUCGCGGGUCUCGUUGCUGGGGACCAGGCCGGCAGCGCGCCAAAGCGGAAUCCCGGAGUCCGCACCUCUGCAAUUAAUGCACGCUUUUAAAACCUACGAAUCUUUGGACGCCAUGCAGAGGAAACACCUCCAGGAGAUUCCCGAUCAGAGUAGCAACGUUUCCACCAGCUUCACGUGGGGAUGGGAUUCUAGCAAGACUUCUGAACUGCUCUCAGGCAUGGGGGUCUCCGCCCUCGAGAAGGAAGAGGUGGACAGUGAGAACAUCCCCCAGGAACUGCUUUCGAACCUGGGUCACCCGCAGAGUCCCCCGCGAAAACGACAGAAGAGCAAAGGGAAUGACAAAGAAUUUGUGAUAGUCCGCAGGCCCAAGCUAAAUCGAGAAAGCUUUCCAGGUGUUUCAUGGGAUGCCCUUCCAGAUGAGCUGCUCUUGGGGAUCUUUUCCUGUUUAUGCCUCCCUGAUCUCCUGAAAGUCUCUGGUGUGUGUAAGAGAUGGUAUAGCCUAGCGUUUGAUGAAUCUCUGUGGCAGACCUUAGACCUCACAGGUAAAAAUCUACACCCUGAUGUGAUUGGACGGUUGCUGUCUCGAGGGGUGAUUGCCUUCCGCUGCCCACGGUCAUUUAUGGACCAACCAUUAAUUGAGCAUUUCAGCACUUUUCGUGUACAGCACAUGGACUUGUCAAACUCUGUAAUAAAUGUGACCACUCUCCAUGGUAUUCUGUCUCAGUGCUUCAAGUUGCAGAAUCUAAGCCUGGAAGGUCUACAGCUUUCAGAUCCCAUUGUCAAUAAUCUCGCGCAGAACUCAAAUUUAGUACGACUAAACCUUUGUGGGUGUUCCGGAUUCACUGAAUCUGCCCUGAUGACUCUGCUAAGCAGCUGUUCCAGAUUGGAUGAGCUGAACCUCUCUUGGUGUUAUGACUUCACUGAAAAGCACGUACAAGUUGCUGUGGCCCAUGUUUCAGAGACCAUCACCCAGCUGAAUCUUAGCGGCUACCGAAAGAACCUACAGAGAUCAGAUGUCUCUACCUUAGUUAGAAGAUGCCGCAAUCUUGUCCACCUAGACUUAAGUGAUAGUGUCAUGCUAAAGAAUGACUGCUUUCAGGAAUUUCACCACCUCAACUAUCUCCAGCACCUGUCACUCAGUCGAUGCUAUGACAUCAUACCUGAAACUUUACUUGAACUUGGAGAAAUUCCCACACUGAAAACACUACAAGUUUUUGGAAUUGUGCCAGACAGUACCCUUCAACUGUUAAAGGAAGCCCUUCCUCAUCUACAGAUUAAUUGUUCUCAUUUCACUACCAUUGCCAGGCCAACUAUUGACAACAAAAAGAAUCAGGAGAUAUGGGGCAUCAAAUGUCGACUGACACUGCACAAGCCCAGUUGUUUAUGAAGUAUUUUUUGCAGGAUGGUGUCUUUUCUUUUAUGUGGAUCAGAGAAAAUAGGCAUGAAGCCCAAUUGCUGGAGCCCUUGACUCUUUUCCUUCUAGGUUUCCUUUUGCUUUCAUUCUGCGAGUGUAUGGGCAUUAGAGAACUAUUUGAGAGAGAAAACUAUGAAGUGUUGCUUGUUUUGGGAAUGACUAUAAAAGCUUUGACACUGCCAUUUCCUUAAGAACUUAAGUUGGAGGCCUUUUUUAUAGGAAACUGAGCCUGUAAUUUGAAGGUUCCUUUUACGAGCAAAAUUUGAAUCACCUCUUCCAAGUGUCCUUAUUGUUAAGUCUAUUUAGAACCAAGCUAUAAAUCUUGACUGAUAACAUUUCCAUAGCCUGUAUGCUAACUUAACUUUUUUCUAUUUAAUUUUUCAGUAUUGUUUUAUAAGACAUAGAUUGAAAGAACAAUAAGCUAUUUGUAUUAUGACCUGAACAGAGAGACUUGUAGCAUAGUUACAUUUGAGGCAAUUCUUCUUGGGAAACAAAAAGGAAAAUAUGCAUUUUCAGUUUGACUUUAGGUUUGAAAUUAGGUCCAUGGCAACUGAUAUGCCUGUGGAAUUCAUCUUUGACCUUAAAACAAACAAAGAAAAACCCCUGACAUGUAGAAUUGGUGCAGAAUUUGAAGACUCAAGAGGCAGUUUUCUCAAAUGACAGAUUAAUUUGUAGUAUCCUUUAAUUUGCAUAAGGUACUGUGUUCCCAGAAUUCUAAAUUAGUUGAGGAAAUAUAAUUGUGGUUUUCUCACUUUAUGAUCAAAUUAUGUUAACAUGGGUUCUUUAGCUUUUAAAAUGGCUUGCUUUGUUUUAAAAAAGUGUUAUUAACCAAUCAGUUCCUGUUUUUGAAAUGUUGGCUAGAACACUGAACUGAAGCAUUAGUUUAUUGAUGAGGUUCUUGAAGUUAUUUUUAUAUUAGUCUAGAAUCAAGUAUUUUAAAUUGCCUUUUUUUAUUGAUGUCCACAACAAGUGUUUGAAACUACCCAUUUUAUAAGGUUAUUGGACCUAAAGUUCCCUAAGACGAACUGCAGCUUCCUUUCAAUCAGAAAUACACACUAGAAGCAGGAUAUGGUCCAUGUAGUUACUGAGCAGCAAUCACUGCUUGCACCUAUAUAAAAGUUAAGACUCAGGUGUUGAACUUUUUGAUAGCAUCAGUGCUUUUAAAAAAAAAAAAAAACUGGUACAUAGCAGCAAAAAGAUUACAUUAUGCUUUAAAAAAAAAUAGUUUAUUUAAAUUGAUGACCUCCCAGUGUGUCCAAAAUGAAACAGUAAAACCAAGCCCAUCAUUUCUGUUAUAUUAACUGGUCUUUUUAUUUUAAUCAUAUUUUUCAAAUAUUGGAAACAAUGGUAUGAAGCGUCCUUGUCUGCUCAGAUCUAAGGAAAAACAUUUUGGAGUAGUAUUAUACAGGAAAUGAUUGUUUCAAUUUUUUAGUAGUUAAAAAGUGCUAAAUACUACUUGAAAUUAUUGUUUACAGAUUAGUGACAAAGGGCUGGUGAUAGGAUCCAGUUGGACUGUGGUUUCUGGAUGCCCUCAAAUAUAUAAUACUUCCAAACUCAAGUCCAGCCAUAAGCUAUUUUGCUAAGGUGUCGGAGUAAUCUGUAUUUUUGUAUGUGAUUUCUACUUUUAUAGAUUUGUAUUAAAAUAAAUCAUACUUUUAUAAAAAUGA
This is a messenger RNA of Choloepus didactylus (southern two-toed sloth), 3122 nucleotides long. It is a transcript of the gene SKP2, whose product is annotated as S-phase kinase associated protein 2. The transcript has 10 exons. Gene Ontology annotation, molecular function: protein binding. The record is from RefSeq and is a predicted model, not a curated record. Lineage: Eukaryota; Metazoa; Chordata; Mammalia; Pilosa; Megalonychidae. Bases 118 to 1428 code for a protein of 436 amino acids.